AAAAUGUGCUUCCUUUUGGCUCAUUGGAUAUCAACACUAUCACGUGUACGGAAAUGCACCGGAGAAAAACGGGACACUGGGGACAAACGUGGUAUUCACUUGCACAAUGGCUGCUUCAAGGAAAGUGGGAUCGUUGCGCCUGCCUCCGCUGCCCACUGUAGGUGAGCUGAUAAAGCUGUACAACCUGCGAGCAGAGAAGCAGCUUUCCCAGAACUUUCUGCUGGACUUAAAGCUCACAGACAAGAUAGUUCGCCAGGCCGGCAGUUUGAGGGGUGCUCACGUCUGCGAGGUGGGACCAGGUCCUGGUGGUCUCACCCGCUCCAUUCUUAAUGCAGAAGCGGCAGAUGUGCUAGUUGUGGAGAAAGAUUCACGCUUCAUCCCUGGACUGAAGCUGCUGUCUGAAGCAUCACCAGGCCGGCUGAGGAUUGUUCACGGAGACAUUCUCACCUACAGGAUGGAUCGAGGAUUCCCAGCAGCUAUCUCAAAGCCUUGGGAGGAAGACCCACCAAACCUUCACAUCAUUGGGAACCUACCAUUCAGUGUCUCGACCCCACUCAUAAUCAAGUGGCUGGAAAAUAUAGCGGACAGGACGGGGCCGUUCACCUUCGGACGCACCCGACUCACCCUCACGUUCCAAAAGGAGGUGGCAGAGAGGUUGACAGCCAGCACCGGCAGCAAUCAGAGAAGUCGUCUGUCCAUCAUGGCUCAGUAUCUUUGCACCGUCAAGAAGUGCUUCGUCAUCCCUGGGCGAGCGUUUGUUCCCAAGCCAGAGGUGGACGUGGGAGUAGUUCACUUCACCCCCCUGGUCAAGCCUCAGAUUCAACAGUCCUUCAAACUGGUGGAAAAAGUAGUCAGGAACGUUUUCCAGUUCCGUCGGAAGCACUGCCAUAAAGGAAUCGGAAUGCUGUUUCCGGAGGCGUGCCGCUUGGAGCUGACGCAGGAGAUGAUGCAGAGGGCAGACGUGGACCCCGUUCUGCGCCCCACCGAGCUCACCAUACCCCACAUAAGGGCCUUAUCGGACGCCUACGCUCACCUCUGCACCAACGACCCCAGCCUGUUUAGCUACGACUUCAGAGAAGAACUCAGACUGAAGCACCUGGGGAGGAAUCACCACACUUCAGUGGACGCGUUUAAGGAGAUGCAGAGUGCUCCACAACCGUGCUGAAAACAAGCAUGAAAACCAAAAGGAGCCCACUAAUAGCCUCUGUUAGUACAGAAAGACAACACAUUGCUCUUAGCUUUGACAUUUCCACCUGGCACAGACAUGCAUUUUUAAACAUUCUCUUUGCACCCUGGGAGAAAUAAGUCACUCGAAACACAUGAAUGGUGUACGAGCGGUGCUUGCCUUCCAUGCGUUUUUAGAAAGGGAAAGAAAGCAGCUAGUUGCCCAUAGCAGCUUCUGGCGAGUAAGUAUCUCUUUAUGUCCCAUUUCUUUUUUCAUUUCUAUCUAACACCUUGUCCUGUGGGAGCUGAAAGAAAUGUCAGUGCUUUCAGAGUGAUUUAGGGAACGGGAACAUGGCAGCUCCACAUCCAGGACAAUUUUUUUUCAUUCAAGUGUGUAUUGCUCCGUCACUUGGGAGACGGAGCUUAAAGGGCUGCUGAAAUUGCUGCGAAUUUGUCAGCUCAAAUAAGAAACCAGACAAAAUAAGGAUCAGAACUCAUAGUAAAAUAAUUUUUAUCAAUUUUUUUUCUUUUUUUACAUUCUCUCAUUAAAUAUUUUAUUGACUAUGUAAGCCGUUGUUUGUACGUAUGUCAAAGCUACUAGUAAAUGAGCCAAUGAAAUAUUACCAGUUUUGUUUUAUCAAAUUAAAAUGCUUUGUAAGCAAAAUUAAUGUUGUGAAUAAACUUGAAGCAGUAGUUAUUAUUCAAAUGUUACAUGAAAGUAUUUUAAAUACUCCUUUUUGAAUAUUAGAGCAGGUUUUUACCAGCAGAACAUGGCGCUGCUGCUCCCUGCCAGUGCGACAGAUGGUAUGCUUGGGUUGACUUGCCAGAAAGCGACUUCGUUCCGUUUUGAUGAGAGAUGGGUGAUAAUCUCUUGCAGCAAUGGAAAAUUCACAUGGAUAGAGAUACUGCAUUCUACAGUUCACUCUUUGGCUUUAAAAGAAAUCCUGAGUGGUGCAGUGCUAUGCUGAGCUUUUAUUUUGGUAAGUGAGGGAACGUGGCUGAUUUUAAUGGUGAGAAAUUAUGUCAUGCAGAGGAGCAGCAGGGUAGUGAUGUGCUAAUGAGGUAUGGCUGUGCAGUGGUGCAGACACCUCUUUGGACUCUGCAGUAUUUUUAUGAGCUAUUAUAAGGUCUUUGAAUGUCAAAUUUCAUGCAUUGUGUAUCAACAACGUAAUCAUAGGGGAGUUCUGUCUCAUCAGCAUUUCUAUUAUUAACUCGAUAAUAUUAAACCGACAUUUAAGAUUUGUUUGAACUGCAUGUAAAGCAGGUUUUGUUUAUAACUAGAUCAUUUAGCAUCAGACUGUGCCUUGCUUUUUCUAAAUGCAAGCACAUGAUUGUAUUCAUUUUAAAAGGAUUUUGUGUGAUGGUGCAAAACAUUGAAGAGCAAAGAAAAUACUGGGUUUCACAAGUAGCUGCUAUUAAGAAUCUGACUUGUGCCUUUGGAUUCUUUGCCCUGAGUCCAUCUUUUUGGGUUAUGUCUUUACCAUCCAAAGUCCUUCAUUUUUGGCCAGUCUUACAGAUGAGCAUGUUUCUAUCAGAGCCAUUAUUUUGUAGCUGGCAGUUUUGGUGUUGCCAUCCUGCUGGAAGGUGAGCCUCCGCCCUCGUCUCAAGUCUUUUGUAGCCACUAACCUGUUAUCUUCCAGUCUUGCCCUGUAUUUAGAUUCAUCCACCUCACCAUCAACACAGACCAGCUUCCCAGUCCCUCCUGAAGAAAAGUAUCCCCACAACAUGAUUCAAGGUCGUGUUAGUUUUCUACCAUGUGAUUUUUAAGCUUGUAACCCAAUGAAUUUAUUCUCAUUUGGCCAGCAGACCUUCUUGACCAUGUUGUGGGUCUCUGCAGUUCCUCUAGUUACCUUUUGGUUGCUUCCCUAAUAUAUGCUGUCCUAACUGGACCUAUAAGUUUAAUUGGAUGACCAUAUCUCAGUAGGCUUUCAGUUUCUUACUUAUUUUCUUCACAGUGAUGUGUGCUAUGUAAUGCUAGUCAAUGACAUAAAAUCCCAAUAGAAUACACAGUUGCUAUGAAAGUUAAUGGAGUAAGUAUACCUUUUUAUGGAAGUAUCUGCUUUGAUUUGUGUGUCACAGUUCUGUACUAGUAGUGUAUCUGGUAUUUUUUUUCAGAUCUGGUGUCUCUGUGCCUUUUCCUAGAAUUUACCAUGUUUUUUUGUGGAUGAUGGCCACUUUACGCCACAGGAACCUUUGCAGAUUAUUUUAUUUAUUUUUUGCUUGAGCAACACUCCUCAUUGUUAAUGAGAUGGUGAGGAAGUGCCACAAAAUAGGCUUCACACUACCAACAAGCUGCUGUCACACUGGAGAAAACAAGAUUCCUUUAGAGUUCAACAUCAAUAAAAAUUAUGGAAAAACCCUCAAACGCCCGUUUGAUUCAGUUGUGUUGGUGAAGGGAUGCACCUGAGGGUUAUAGGAUAGAAGCUUUGGAGAAUUAGACCUGGGUAUUUAGUGUUACUGUUAUGAACUAAGCACAAUCCUUGUUGAAAUGCUUAAGAAGUAGCAAAAACAAUAGGUUGACUACUGGGAAUAAAUAGCUUGUUGGCAUAUAAAACCAUGCAUAGGAAUAAAGCUUCUCCCAAUCUUA
Xiphophorus hellerii (green swordtail) is the source of this 3751-nucleotide messenger RNA. RefSeq names its product transcription factor B1, mitochondrial (gene tfb1m). NCBI's taxonomy places the organism in Eukaryota, Metazoa, Chordata, Actinopteri, Cyprinodontiformes, Poeciliidae. Gene Ontology annotation, biological process: rRNA methylation; transcription initiation at mitochondrial promoter. The transcript has 8 exons. Gene Ontology annotation, molecular function: mitochondrial transcription factor activity; rRNA (adenine-N6,N6-)-dimethyltransferase activity. Gene Ontology annotation, cellular component: mitochondrial matrix. The coding region runs from base 107 to 1165 and encodes 352 amino acids. The record is from RefSeq and is a predicted model, not a curated record.